This is a messenger RNA of Conger conger (European conger), 3116 nucleotides long. RefSeq names its product coiled-coil domain containing 93 (gene ccdc93). The record is from RefSeq and is a predicted model, not a curated record. The transcript has 24 exons. Lineage: Eukaryota; Metazoa; Chordata; Actinopteri; Anguilliformes; Congridae. Gene Ontology annotation, biological process: Golgi to plasma membrane transport. The coding region runs from base 44 to 1957 and encodes 637 amino acids.
CUAUGAGUCACCUGAUGUUCACGUGAUUUCAUUUUAGUUCAAGAUGGCGGCCACUUCGGUGUUUUCAAGAGUGAGAACAGGAUCUAAAAUAGGAGCUCAGUAUGAUCAAGAAGGCAACCUUAUUCAGGUGGAGACAAGGGAGGAUGAGGAACAAAACAUCAAACUCUCCGAGAUCCUUGAGCUGCUGCUUGCAGCGGGGUACUUCAGAGCUCGCAUUAAAGGACUGUCUCCUUUUGACAAGGUGGUGGGCGGCAUGACUUGGUGUAUAACAACAUGCAACUUCGACAUCGACGUAGACUUGCUGUUCCAGGAGAAUUCAACCAUUGGUCAGAAGAUAGCCCUUACAGAGAAGAUUGUGUCGGUGCUCCCCAAAAUGAAGUGCCCCCAUCGUCUGGAGCCCCAUCAGAUUCAGGGGUUGGACUUCAUCCACAUUUUCCCUGUUGUGCAGUGGUUGGUGAAGCGAGCGAUUGAGACCAGGGAGGAGAUGGGGGACUACAUUCGCUCCUAUGCUGUGGCUCAGUUCCAGAAAAGUCACAGCACUCCUGAGGAUGAUGAAUUCAUGCAGAGGAAAGAGAAGGCUAUAAAAACAGUGGUGGAUGUGUGUGAUGUUUACAAACCAGAGAGGAAGUAUAAGAGACAGGCUGAUGCAGGAGAGCUGACUGAUGAAGAAUCUCAAGUUCACUCCACACUGUUAGAAUAUGGGAGACUACAUCCUGUUUUCAUCCUACGCUAUGGAUUCAGUAAACAGUCCAAACAAGAAAAAGCGGAGGACAGGAAGCUGUCACAGGCCCCGGGAGUGCCCCCCGGCAUGAGCGAGGUGUCUGAGGAGGAGGACCUUCAGGCUGCUGAGGAGCUACGCAUUAAAACUCUGAUGACUGGCAUGGCUGCCAUGGCAACGGAGGAGGGGAGGCCCACGGCCAGUGCAGUGGGGCACAUCGUGGGGCUGCGGUCUGAGGAGAUCAAACAAAUCGCCUCUGAAUACGCCGAGAAGACGGAGCGCUCGGCAGAGGACCGGUCGGAGAGGUUCGGCCCCGCCCAGCAGCACCGCAGGCUGGUGACCUCACUCAGCAAGCAGAUCCAGCAGAAGAGCAAACAGCUGGAGGAGCUGCAAGAAAAACAUUUGGAGGUUCAAGCUGGGUGUGAAGAAGCAAAGGGCAAGCUGCUGGAGGCGACCGAGCUGACUGAGAGGCUGGAGAGGGAGCUGGGAGCUCUUGAGGAAGUGGAGGCGCAGGCGGACUCCAGUAUCCUGGAGAAGCUGAGGGCUCUGGUGGCGAUGAACGAGAACCUGAAGAGCCAGGAGCAGGACUUCCGCACGCACUGCCGGGAGGAAAUGGCCCGUCUGCAGCAAAGCAUCGAGAGCCUGAAGGUGGAGUCCGGGGACGACGCCGCGGACGAGAAGGAGCGGACCCAGCUCAUUGAGAAGCAGUACAAGACCGACCGGGACAAGCUGCAGAAGAUCCGGCUGCUGCUGGCCCGGAGGAACAGGGAAAUUGCUAUCCUGCAGAGGAAGAUUGAUGAGGUGCCGAGCCGCGCAGAGCUAACGCAGUAUCAGAAGAGAUUUAUUGAGCUCUAUGGGCAGGUUUCAGCCACACACAAGGAAACCAAGCAGUUCUUCACCCUGUACAACACGCUCGACGACAAGAAGGUGUUCCUGGAGAAGGAGGUGAACUUGCUGAACUCCAUUCAUGACAACUUCCAGCAAGCUAUGGCAUCAUCGGGAGCCAAGGAACAGUUCCUCAGACAGAUGGAGCAGAUUGUGGAGGGAAUCAAACAGAACCGAAUUAAGAUGGAGAAGAAGAAACAGGAAAACAAGAUGAGGAGGGACCAGCUGAAUGACGAGUACCUGGAGCUGCUGGAGAAGCAGCGGCUGUACUUCAAGACCGUCAAAGACUUCAAGGAGGAGUGCCGCAAGAACGAAAUGCUGCUCUCCAAGCUGCGCGCAAAGGGAGCCUCCUAACCGACGUCCGCGCCUACAAGCGGCGGCCAUUUUCAUUUUCUUUUCUUCAUUCGUUUGACGUGUUCAGUGCUAACAGCACAUUCUUUGGUGCGAUUAAGUCUGCGAGCGUUCUGAGGAACCCCGUUGCUUUGAAAACUAAACCACGCCAAACCCUCCUUUCUCCCCCAUGCCUCAGUUAACCUCCGCUCACUCCAGCUUUCUUACCAGCUUUCUGAGUUAAAGCACACAAGUGAUGCGUGCUGGCUCGUCCGUGCCACCGGGAAUUAGUCUUCAGCUUGUCUUCAGACACGGUUUUGAUGAAUUGUUGUUCAAAGUGUGAAAGUGUAAAUGGCAGACAUUGCAUCCUGUGUGCUGAGACAUGUCUCCUGUGUAAGGAAGCCAGACCCUGGGCUCUCACCUCUGGCUGCUGUCAGAAGCUGUGGCAUUAAAAAUACACAUUGCAUUGUAAUGCCAUGCCAGUUAUCUUGCGUUAUUUUUCGAACACUCACCCCAAGUGAACUUUACAGCCAAAGUUGUAAGACUGAGUCUGUGGAGUAAGACACCACAAAGUUGCCGUUGUCGUGACCUUGCUCAGGAACAAAUGGCAAAUCAAACCGAUUCGCUGAACAAUUCUGUAAAGUGCCUACAUGUCUACAAGGGGCUUUUCUUUUAAAUGGUUUUGCGUUGCAUAUUUUGCAUAUUAUCCAGCUCGACAUUUGCUGUAAAGUUCCAGGGGAAAUCCUUAGUCAAAGGCACAGAGAUUCAAACCCAAAACUAUAUCAUGUAUUCAAUUAAAAACAUGUUUUUUCAUGGUGGCCCACUUCCUCGGCUGCUACACGCAGAAGAGAAUCCCACAUUUGCCCUCAGUGCAACGACACGUUCAACAUUUUGGCAUCUGUGCCUUCAGUGUUGUAAGCUUGGUUGAGGCGCACGGUCUGAAGCUGGUCUUAAUUGCAUGCAUUUCCCUGGUCCCCUUGUUAUCACUGACUGUACCCCCCCCCCAAACACAGUGACUGUUUGUUAUACGCUCAGUCGGUGUUCAUGGUCCAAUUCACAAUAAAGUACUGUCCACAAUAAAAACAAAUUUUACUGCAUUUUCAGUCGAGAAACACAGAGCUCCCAUUACAUACAGCCUGAAGGGUUCUGUGUAUAUCUCUGGAAUAAAUCUUCUGUUUUGUGA